AUGGCUCAGCCGGUAUUCCAAUUCCCAUAUGGUGCUCCAGGUCAACAAAAACUACGUCUGGAAGAAGGUUUUCACGGGACAUUUGCAGCUCGUAAAGCAUUCAUCGACAUUACUUUUGAAAACAACAUCCCUAGCACAAAAUCACAUGUGAUGCACGUCACCUUCAUGAAGAAUGCGAAUGUCAAGCAACGCGGAGUGCUCGAGCUUUACGACCGGCGUUACCCUGGACGCAUUCGUCAAGCUAAUGGCACAGCCGCAGCCACAGCUCCUUCGGUUGCAGAAGAUGCUGCGUAUCGGACACUCGUGCGUCAAGGAAAAAUGGAUGCUUUUUCGUUAGCCCUGAAACGCAUCUACAAAAUCGAUCCCAAGACCUGCGCGAGCGACUUUCUUCACAGCCACAGGUUUGGCGGUGCCAGUUUUGACGGUGCCGAGUUUGAUAGCAUGGCAAGAUUUGAAGCUGCUACUUGGUACGAGUGUGACCAGCACUUCAAGACCGAAUUAAAGGCGUAUAAAAAGCUGAAACGACUUCAAGGCACCAGAAUACCACGCCUCUAUGCACAUGUGCGAAUUUCACAUGGUGACGUUCCCCAAGCUGCUCGAGACGACGCACCAUGGGACCAAUUUCUUUGUGUUCAUGGUCUUCUACUAGAAGACAUUCCUGGCCCCACACUCGAAGACUGGCCUACACCUGACAUGGCGCCAAACAUGUUAAAGAUAGUAGCACAAUGCGCUGCCGAAACGAUAUAG
Fusarium proliferatum ET1 is the source of this 747-nucleotide messenger RNA. RefSeq lists its product as uncharacterized. The record is from RefSeq and is a predicted model, not a curated record. The coding region runs from base 1 to 747 and encodes 248 amino acids. The transcript is spliced from 2 exons. Lineage: Eukaryota; Fungi; Ascomycota; Sordariomycetes; Hypocreales; Nectriaceae.